Molecule: messenger RNA, 1956 nt
Organism: Tuber melanosporum (Perigord truffle)
Lineage: Eukaryota; Fungi; Ascomycota; Pezizomycetes; Pezizales; Tuberaceae
Exons: 4
Coding region: 1-1407 (468 amino acids)
Source: RefSeq, a predicted model, not a curated record
AUGUCCUCUACUACUGCAGUCACACAACCAAAUGCCUCCCGUGGAAAGAAGAAGGGCAAAGGAGGUGGGGGAGGAACUCCAUCCCCUGCCCCCGAAUUAACACAGGACAAAACGGCCGACUCUACAAAUGAUGUGAAGGCUGGUGAGAAGGGAGAGAAAGAGUAUUUGAAGUGGAUCACGAAGCAGCUCAAGAAACACACCAAAAAACUUGAUAGUAUCGCAAAGUCCGAAGAGAAGAUCAAGGACCUUCCUGAAGAGGAGAAGGCUACUACCAAGAUCAUCAACGUCGACGAGCGCAAUAAAAUCAUUGGAAAGCCCGUUACUCUUGCCGUAUACAAGGAGCUCAAGGAAUGUUACGAAAAUCUUUUGAAAGCUUCUGAACUGGAAGACAAACGCCUGGAAGCCGAGAGAGUUGAAGCUCAGGCAAGGCUCGAGAAGGCUGUUGAAGAGGCAAAGGCUGAAGCGCAGAAAGAGACCGAUGAGGCCGCCAGAGCCAAGAUCUUGACUGUCGUUAAAUUUUUGAGACUUGCGGGGCAUCGCCGAAACAAUAAGAGUGUCGACGAAGAUGAGGAUGAAGCCAUUGAGAGAGUCCUCGUUCUUGUGUAUGGUGGUGACCAGAGCGCUAUCGAUGCCUGCCUCAACCUUGCUAACGGCUCCGAAGAGCCGGUCGACGGCUUUCAAGUUUCUUAUUCACGCAUUAAGGAAGUUGCCCAUGCUCUCAAAAUUCAAGGUGUUGACGAGGAGGAUGUUGAAGAGACCCUGGAAUUUGCCGAGGAGCCGGAAACCGAACAACAGCAAGAUCAACGAGAGGAACUACCUACUUACGAGGCGUCUGCUGGAAAUGAACUCGACCUCGCUGCGCAGGACGAAAAAGUGCCCCUCUACACCGAAGGCGCCGCUGAGGACAUGCAAGCCCCUCCCCAACAAGCCUAUACCAACGGAAACGAACAUGAAGCACCUGCGACUGCCCCCGGCGCAUCUAUCGCCGACGGUGAUGCCACUAAUUACGCAUCCAAGGAGGUUGAAUUGGAGGGCAUCGAGGACCAAGUACAGGCACAGAUUACCGGAGAAACACAGGCACAGGAUGCACCAACAACACAGCCUGCUAACGGUGAACCAACCGGAGACUCUUGGGCAGAUGAUCAACCAAAGACCCCAGAGGUCAGCGAUGAGUUCCAGAAUGUUGAGCGCCGUGGUAGGGGGCGUGGGUAUCGCGGUCAAGGAAGAGGGCGUGGACGUGGCUACAGAGGGGAUAGAGGUGGUUACCGAGGGGAUAGAAGUGGUUACCGCGGCCGUGGAGGUCGCCACCGCGGCGAAGGAGGGGAUCCCGGAGACCGUCCACACCGUCCCAGACCGAAAAAUACUGACCGCCAACCCCAACCCCAACAAGCCACCACAUCUACCUAACCGGUUGGAGUUGAUCAUGAUUUAGUAACUAACUGCAUUGUACUCAUAUCCUGUUCUACUACUGUCUGUAAUUUUCCCUUGCGAUUGAUAUCUCUUUGUGUUUUCUGUUCUUGCUUCACUUUAGUGGGGAAGGGUUGGGGGUACAGAAAAAUUUGAAAUCUGCGGGGACUGGCCAUGUUUUCAUGGGGAGAUGUAGGUGGUUUGGCUGUGGGUGCAUCGUAGUCGCUUUUAGUUCGGAAAACAACCAAAACGAAAAGUUUCUUCCUUGAGCUUCUCCCUUUUUUCUCCUUUCCUCCUUUUUCUUUUUCAUUUGUGCUCCAGAUAAAACACAGGAUAUGGAGGACAAAAGUUUGGGGAUACGGUUUUGGGAAAGGCGUGUUUUGUAUUAUUCCCUUCUUUUGCUGAUCUUGAUCUCUACCUCUUUUAUAUCUAUCUGGGUCCCACUUUCUUUAGUUUUAUUAUAUCCUUUGUCUAUUUUCCUUUUCCCCCCAUUUCCCCUGAAGGGCCCGCUUCAAAAGCUAUCGGGGGGGGGAGCAUGGCGUUUCAAAA